Molecule: messenger RNA, 492 nt
Organism: Paramecium octaurelia
Lineage: Eukaryota; Ciliophora; Oligohymenophorea; Peniculida; Parameciidae
Source: the annotation of a GenBank genome assembly
AUGAAUUCAGAAAUUUCAAAAUUUUUCGGCAAAUUGCUCCUCAUUAAUAGUUUAUAAUGUCCCAACAAUUACAAUAUGGUUGAAUAUAUUAUUGGCGAAUAAUUAAUGAAAUUUAAUUAAUAAGAGAUUGAGAACAACCAAAAUGACAUGAAAGAAUUCAAUAACGAUGAUGUUUAUUAGAGUAUAAUAAAUAAUUAAAAUUCAUCUCACUUAAAAUCUAAUCACUCAUAAUAAGAUGAAAAGCAAAGUACUUUUGAAUAUAUCGAUUACAAAAUUGAGGAAAAGCUUGAUGAACCGUAAUAAGAAUCAGCUAUUUUAGAUUCUAUUCCAAUUGAAAAGAAUGAAAUUGAUUUUCAAUCUUAAUAUGGUGUUGAUUAAUUUAAUACUUUUGUGGAAACAAAUUUCUUAAGCAAUUACAAAUUUAUACUGAGACAACAUUUAGAUUCCAAAAAUAAUAGUUAUUCAAUUAGAACUUCUGUUCAACCAUAAUGA